AUGUCGAUUAUCAUAACGCGCAACACCGACAUGCCCAUAAGCGAUUCGGAUGAAAAUGACGACGACGAAGACGAUGAAGACGAUAACGGUAUGCGUCGAAGAAGAAAUCUUUAUUUAACGAAUAGUGACGACGACGUUGACGACGACGAUGAUUAUAGCGAUUUUUACGACGAUAACGAUUACAACGACGAAAUCGACAACGGUGGUAAUAGUAACGAUAGUAGUAUUACUAAUGUAUAUAACGACGAUGUUGUUGAUGACGAUGACGAUAAUAAUAAUAACGAUGACGAUGCGAACGAUACUAGCGUAAACGACGAAGACGAUGAAUUCGACAACGACGAUAAUAAUAGGAAAUGCGAUAACGACAAUAGUGUCGUUAGAAAUAAAAAUCGCGACGAUAGUGACGAAAUGAGCAAAGAACGCACUAGCGAUAAAAAUACCGACGGCGUACUCGAACAGCCUAACGCGAAGAGCGUCACGGAGACAGACAGAUCUCCGAGCAAGAAUCGAUUCACGGAAGAUGGAUUAGAAAUAGCCAAAUCUAGUAAGGGAUAUUAUGACGCAUACAGACUGUACAAGAAUACUACGUCCAGAGCCGACGACUACGAUAUAAGAUCUACCGAAGAUAUUAACGACGAUAGAUCGAAUACUCUGCAGCAAAGUGACAGUACAAAUAGUCUGCGGCAAAGUGAAACGGAACACGCCGAAAAUAUUGGUGACGAUCCGACAGACUAUAGACGCACACAGAGUGACGACUCUGAUACAGGUGCUGUAGCCUCCCAGAAUACGAUCGAUGAUAUUAACGACGACGAUCACCAAAAUAGUCUGUUUAAAUAUCUCGUGACAAAAUAUAGAACCGAUAGCGACGGUGAGACCUCCACCGCCACCGCCACUGCCGUUUCUACGAAUUUUACUAAUACCGUCACUACUGCUACUGCUGUCGAUAACCGGGAACACGAAUCGCGUCGGCGACUAAAAGAACAGUCGCUCCAUCAGCUAAUGGAUAACAUAAACGACAACCUCAGGCCGAAUAUAAAGAAAGGGUUACAAGAGACUAAACUGGCCAUAGAAGACGUUAACAUGAAGCUCUUGGAAGAACACACGCAGCAUCUCAAGUGCAAUGCCGUCGUCACGGCUCUAUUUAAGAAAAGACGAGAAGCCAUCGAAGCGGGCGUAGUCGUAGACGACUUACCCCCUCUACCUUCGGCCGAUCAGAUAGAGCGGUUACGAAAGACGAUAACCGUAGAACUCAUGAUCAGGAAGUUGGAAGAGUGCAAGAAAGUAAACUGUAUUUCAAAGGCCGACGCGCACGAAGUCAACAUUACUCUCCUAACGACCAUGCAAGAGAAUCAGUUGCUGUGCAAUCCCAUAUUCGACGAAUAUGCCAGAAUCUACCACCACGGCGAGGACGACGGCGUUACCUUCCGAGACGGGUACGAUGCCGACGCUCGUUCUCUGAGACUCGAAGCCAGCGCGUUAGACGACAGAAGAUUUGACGACGAAUACGAGAAGCUGGAGUACUAUACGAAUCUCUUGAACAGACUGCUGAAACUCAAGACGGAAAGUCUACACCAGUGGCUGUUCACCGCGCGGUUCUUGAGACGGGUGAUGAGAGGAGUCGUCAGGUCGAUUACCAGCGAGAACGACGGCAAAAAGACCGCCUCCCAUCGGUACGAUAGCGACGAGUCUUACGACAUGGGUUCGUAUGACAAUAACAACGUUUGCGAUAAUAAUAAUGAUGAUAACAAUACGAUUCCGACAAGAGAGAGUGAUACGCGCGCUAGUGAAUUCUUUUGGUAUUCGGGCGUGGAGUUGUUUUUUUCGUUCGUCAACGAGAGGAUCCAAAGUUACAUCACGGGCGUAUCGAAGGACGUCGCAGAACUGGCCAUUCGGAUUGGAAUCCCACUGAUAAUGAUCCAGUGGACAGGUUCCUUCAAAACCUCCAAAGCGUACAAGUCUCUACUGAAGAGAAGUAUCAACAACAUAGCGAGCAUAAUCAUCGAACCGUCUCUGUUCAUCUUGGGAAAUAUGCUAAAAGAAAAUCGAAACGACGACGCUGAAAAAUGGACGACGAGUAAAACGAAACGCGCCAUCGGAGACUUGGCCGAUCGUCACGGUCGCAACGUCUUCACGGUGCCCAAGAACGUAUUCCUUCACAAUUACGAGACGGUAGAUCCCGACGCUCUAACGCUAACCGCGAUUCUCGAAAAAGACAUUUCUGUAGGUCGCGAUAUAAGAAAACACGUCGUGUCGUAUCUUUAUAAGAAUCGUAAAACUUUCUCGAUGUUGUUAGUCAGAGGCGUGUUAGAAAUCAAGAAAUCCGUCUCGUCGUUAGUUGCUCGAUACGUGAUCCAUCCACCUUCAUCGCUAUCGUCGUCGUCGUCGUCGGUUCUUCCUUCUCGUACUCUAUUUUCUUCUACCGAGUCCGAUCUAGACAUUAUCGCUAACCGCAAAAGAUCGUCGAGUAAUGUGCGAAAACAGUGGUCUGUCUUUGACCCAUUUCGUCGUCUGACGCAAAUGUCUAUCGAGGUACUGUACGUCCGACGUAUCCUCUCGUCGCACACCUUCAUGCGGCGCAGAAACUUGAGCGCGGGCACGCUGUUCCACCGCCUCGUCGGCAGGAGGUCGAAGGACGACGGCUCCUCCACAUUCGGGCCGUCGGCGACCAUCGAUCUUCAGAUACCGUGGACGAAACCUGUAACAUCGCUAGCCUUUGUCGACAAUAGCUAUACUCGUUCUGUUUUCGUCUCGAGCUGCAUUCGUCUCGGUGCCGCGUGCUAUGAACUCGCGGACAUCCGCCCAGUAACCGUCGCUAUGAGAGCGCGCGGAAGGCAGGCAGCCACCACUCGCAGUAUACGCCACUCUCGGAGAAAUUAG
Molecule: messenger RNA, 2877 nt
Organism: Penaeus indicus
Lineage: Eukaryota; Metazoa; Arthropoda; Malacostraca; Decapoda; Penaeidae
Product: protein PFC0760c-like
Exons: 4
Coding region: 1-2877 (958 amino acids)
Source: RefSeq, a predicted model, not a curated record